AUGGGCGGCUUUAAAAGACUUCAGCCCAUCAUUCUGGAUGGUUUCUCCCACGGCAUUCAGAUCGGCCAGCCUUUCGACACGUCAUGGGGCGCUGCCUGGUUGACAAGCGUCUACACCGACAUAGACCACGACCUGUUCCGAAACAUGGACCCAAUAGCCUUUCGCAGGAUAAGAUAUGGGAACAAUGUUGCUGUUCUCUUUGGCGCGUUGGUGGAAUGCGCCGAGUUCUACGAGCUUCCCUCGUUCUGGCAUGUCAUCUCUCAAGGCUUCAGCGCCAACGCAGACGCAGUGAAGUCGAUAGUAACAGUCCUCGUCGCCGCCCGCAAGGCUGUCAAGGACAGAUACCCAACCAGUGCCUCAUCCCAAACAGCAAGGUCGGCCGACGAGUGGAUCGACAUUUUGGAUCACCGAGGACGGAACACUUCGCUUUUCCAGUUUGCGCCUAGCAAGGAAGCAGACCUUCGAGCUCGCGCUGCUGCCUUUUUCAAGUCCCAGCAGAAACAAUGGCUGAAUGCAGCUUGGGUCCCUCUGAAGGACCAGCCUAUUUCAACACAGUCCCAGCUCUCGAGCAAGAGCUCAAGGAACGACCGACCAGCUUCGCCUGGCAACCAAUCUGCCUAUCGAGCUGGCAGCACUAGUCGGUAUAAUCCACGCAAGCGGUCUGCCUCGCCGCCACCUGAACGCAGCUCAAAACAAGCCAGGAUGACGUCGACUUCAGCCACCAACCAUACAAUUCCAGUCGAAGCCCAGACCAAAGUCCCUCUUCCAGAGUCGACAAACACGCCACAGGCAUCCCAGCACCUGGUAGGCAUCAAACUACCCUCUGCUCCAGGCGGAGAACCCUCGCCGAGAUCCUCCUGGCUGCUCAAAGCCGGCAGCCACAUCCCCAGCAGAUCCCCAUCAAUCGCAGACCUUGUCCCGCUCUCAGACUCGUCCGAACACGAAGGGGUGGUCAAACUCCGCAAUCAGAUUUCCAUCCUGGAGGCAGAGCUCGCCAACGCCAAAGCCGAACGCCCACCCCCCUCAAAACCUAAUGACUUUGACCCCCAAGAGUUGAAGAGCACGCUUUCGACUAUCACGAAUGCGGUUUCGACGCUGAUGGAAUCAUCUCAUCACAUUGUGGACGGGUUGCAGAGUCUGCAGAAUGAUAUCCUUUCCCGGCCGCAGCCACAAGCACAGCAGCUUUUGACGCCUGAUCCGCCGGCGUUUGAGGCGAAACUGGAUGCUCAGCAUGAUUUGCUGCUUGCGCUGACGAAGCAGAUGGCGGCGGGGAAGGAGGAGCCGGAGACGGUGGAGGAGGCGCUCGGGUUGGUGGAGAGGGAUGUUAGGGGGCAUCGGGAGAGGUUGUUGAGGUUGUAUCACAAGAUGGAUAUGGAUGGGGGGGAGGAAGGGGGGAAGGUUGAUUGGGUUGCGGGGAUAUUGGCGGGGAUGGAGGAUUUGGAACGGAGGAUAGGGGAGGGGGUACCAAGGGGGGGGGGGGUGGUUGAGUAA
This is a messenger RNA of Podospora anserina S mat+, 1491 nucleotides long. RefSeq lists its product as uncharacterized. The record is from RefSeq and is a predicted model, not a curated record. Lineage: Eukaryota; Fungi; Ascomycota; Sordariomycetes; Sordariales; Podosporaceae. The transcript has a single exon. Bases 1 to 1491 code for a protein of 496 amino acids.